CACAAUUAUGACUGAUUGUCACAAUAAACUAGAUAAUUCUCUAUAUAAGCCCCUCAACUGUCCUUCCAACACAUUGUACCUAUUGUGCAUCCUCGACUGAAGACAUAGCAGCAAAAUGAAGUUUCUCGUGUGCCUCCUCUUUGUCAUCGUUGCGGCCAACGCUCUGACAAAGGAACAGAAAGAAAAGCUCGACAAGAUUAGCAAAGAAUGCAAAAAUCAGUCGGGAGUGUCGCAGGAGCUGAUUGACAAAGCUCGCACUGGCGAACUGAUCAACGACCCCAAACUGAAAGCCCAAAUCUACUGCGUGUCCAAAAAGGCCGGCCUUGCCACCGAAGCUGGAGAAAUCAACAUGGACAACCUCAAGACCAAACUGAAAAAAGUCGCUGCUAACGACGACGAAGUCAACAAAAUCAUCCAAAAAUGUGUCGUGAAAAAGCCAACACCGGAAGAAACGGCCUUCGAAGUUUACAAGUGCUUACACGCCAACAAACCCAACUUCUCCGUCGUUGACCUAGUAGUGCAGGCCGCAGCAAAACAAGAUUUCCACAAGAAAUGUCUCGCUUCCUCUGGAGCAAACGCUGAUACGAUUGCCAAAGUCCGGAACGGGAAAUUCUCAAACGAUCCCCAAACUCAGAAAUAUUUCGGUUGUAUGUUGCGUUCUGUGGGGGUAGUAAACCAAGCCGGUCAGUUGCAAGUUGCUGCGCUACGAAAACAGGUGCCCAAGGAUAUGAAAAGGGACGAAGCAAUGAAGAUUUAUAUGAGCUGCAAGGAUAAGAAAGGAGCGAAUAAUGACGAAACGGCCUAUUUGCUGUACAAGUGCUUCUGGGAGGCGUCCCCGCGCCAUUCCAUCCAAUUCUCGGAAAUGGGCAGAAAGAAUUUCGCUUUCCAACUGUUUCAUUUACGCACCAUUGUCACCCCUGUGAAAAUGUUUGUCCUUUGUCAAAAUGAAGUUAACAAAAAUGUCAUUGUUCAUUCAUUAGCCUUUCACUCAUAUCAUCGUUUUGUCAUGAAACUUCCAAAAUUACCGGUUAUAAAAAACAUAGUAUCCCUCCCUGGCGCAUACACCCUUAUGAAAUAUUUACUCUUUCUGACGGUCAUAACUCUAACAUGUGGAAUUUUUGCAUUUAGCCUUUCUAACCGAGAGCAAGCCAUUUUUCUGAGCACCUACUCUACGUGCUUGGAGACUUCCAAAGUGGACUCCGAACGUGCCCUUCGAACAGCCAGCGGAAUUAUCGACGACGAGCCAAAACUGAAAGAGUUUCUUUUCUGCAUUAAUAAACAAAACGGCGUUCAAGACGACGCCGGCAACUUUGUGAAAGAUGCAGUGCGGAAACGCAUCGAACACCCUCUCCUGACCGACAAGACAAUGGAAAUAAUCGUUAACAAGUGCACUAGGAAGCGGGAAACGGGCGAAGAGACCGCUUACCAGUUCUUGAAGUGCUCGUACUUCACCAUCAUGAACGAGAAACAUCAAUAGUCUUUGCGCAACAGUUAUCGACGUCCUGGAGGACCUCAAUAGCGCGCCCGUCGCAUUCACAGGACGCAGGGUCAAGGCUGCAGGAUUGUUCAGCGAUCGCAAACAUCGAUAAAUCGCAACUGUUCUAAGUUUGGACAGAGAAAUAAACGUGUUUUACUUAUAA
This is a messenger RNA of Tribolium castaneum (red flour beetle), 1640 nucleotides long. RefSeq lists its product as uncharacterized. Lineage: Eukaryota; Metazoa; Arthropoda; Insecta; Coleoptera; Tenebrionidae. Gene Ontology annotation, molecular function: odorant binding. Gene Ontology annotation, biological process: sensory perception of smell. The record is from RefSeq and is a predicted model, not a curated record. Bases 116 to 1477 code for a protein of 453 amino acids. The transcript is spliced from 5 exons.